AUGGCGUGCACUAUCUUGACGUCAACAAACAAAUUGGCNUCCAGUCAUUCACCAAUAGUAGCACAAUGCAGUAAUGGUGUUGGUCGAAGUGGUACAUUUUGUGCCAUAUACUCAAUCAUCGAACGAGUGAAACAAGAACAGAUUGUUGACGUCUUUCAGGCUGUAAAAGACAUUCGUAGGAAUCGACCUCGAGCAGUUGGGACACUGGACCAGUACGUCUGCUGUUACAAAAUAAUUCAAGAUUACCUUGAUUCUUUCAGCGACUAUGCAAACUUUACUAAAUAGACAUAUUCUUAGUAAAACAAAUAUCUAGUUGUCUCUAGCUUAGUUUUUUAUUCUACAUUCUUAGUAGUUUGGUAAAAAGUAAAACAUAAUAUUGAGCUUCAACAUUCAGUUUUAGUAUUUUUUAAAACUAGAUCCAGUAAGUACAAAUAAAAGUGAUAAUAAAGCAUU
Molecule: messenger RNA, 453 nt
Organism: Exaiptasia diaphana
Lineage: Eukaryota; Metazoa; Cnidaria; Anthozoa; Actiniaria; Aiptasiidae
Product: receptor-type tyrosine-protein phosphatase epsilon-like
Exons: 4
Coding region: 1-285 (94 amino acids)
Biological process (GO): protein dephosphorylation
Molecular function (GO): protein tyrosine phosphatase activity
Source: RefSeq, a predicted model, not a curated record